Papilio polytes (common Mormon) is the source of this 826-nucleotide messenger RNA. Its product is annotated as translocator protein-like. Gene Ontology annotation, cellular component: mitochondrial outer membrane. The transcript has 5 exons. Bases 146 to 679 code for a protein of 177 amino acids. Lineage: Eukaryota; Metazoa; Arthropoda; Insecta; Lepidoptera; Papilionidae. The record is from RefSeq and is a predicted model, not a curated record.
AUAUUUAUAAAAAUUGCGUAAUUAUUUACAAUCACCGCUACUUUUAGAUAUAGCGUACACUUAUUAAUAUUCCGCACGAACUCGCACUUACAUCAUCUGUGUUAAGUUUAAAGUGAUUUUUGUCGGAAUUGGUGAAAUAAUUAAUAUGGCAAACUGGCCAGCUCUUGGUUCUAUCAUCCUGCCCAAUGUUGGUGGUUGGGUUAAUGGACUGUAUUUUGCUGGACAAAUACGUUCAGAAGAGGGCAAGUCUUGGUAUGAUAAUUUGAAGAAGGCACCGUGGAACCCACCCAAGUGGGUGUUCGGGCCAGCCUGGACUGUUCUAUACAGCAGUAUGGGAUAUGCUUCUUAUUUGGUGUGGGAAGAGUGUGGUGGUUUUAAUGAAUCUUCAGUAGUUCCUCUCUCCCUCUACGGAGGUCAGUUGGCUCUCAACUGGGCAUGGACUCCCAUAUUCUUUGGCAUGAAGGACUAUAAACUGGCUUUUAUUGAAAUAGUAGUGCUGGGUGCGGCAGCUACCGCUACCACGAUAUCUUUCGUGCACUACAAUAAGACAGCCGCGGCUCUAAUGCUGCCUUACCUCGGCUGGUUGGCCUACGCCAGCUCACUAUCCUACUACGUUUGGAAGAACAACCCCAAAGCAGACCCCAGGGUCACCGAGAUCAAGGAUGAGAAGACCCAGUGAAGAAACUGGCCAUCUUUAAAAAAUUCGAACAAAAUCAUUUAACCUAAAAGUCUGUACUUUGUAGUUAAGCAUUUCCUAUUUAACUUUUUAUUGUAGGAAAUAUCACAAUUAUCUUGUAGUUAUUUUUCUUUUCGUAUUUAAUACGAA